This is a messenger RNA of Saccoglossus kowalevskii, 1349 nucleotides long. Its product is annotated as trans-1,2-dihydrobenzene-1,2-diol dehydrogenase-like. NCBI's taxonomy places the organism in Eukaryota, Metazoa, Hemichordata, Enteropneusta, Harrimaniidae. The record is from RefSeq and is a predicted model, not a curated record. Gene Ontology annotation, molecular function: nucleotide binding.
GGAACCUAAACUACUCGCGUACGCGGUCGCACGUUCGUCACUUCAUGGACUGACAGGGGGAGUACUUGUAUCAGGAACCUGUCCGGUGUAAACAGAGCAAGGCAAACAUAUUUUGCAGUAUGGCGUGCCUACGAUGGGGAAUAGCUAGCGCUGGUUUAAUUUCCAACGAUUUCUGCGUUGCUCUCAAAACACUGAACUCUGAAGAACAUAAAAUAGUCGCAGUGGCUGCCAGAUCGCUUGAUCGUGCCAAGGAGUUUGCCGAGAGAUUCUCCAUUUCCAAGGGGUAUGGGUCGUAUGAAGAGCUUGCAAACGAUGAAGAGAUAGAUGUGGUUUACAUUGGUGUAAUUAACACCCAGCAUGUAGGGUUGAGUAAAAUGAUGUUAAAUUGUGGCAAAUCUAUUCUUUGUGAAAAACCACUGGCAGUUAAUCUUCGUGAAACUAAGGAAGUGCUUUCUCUGGCAAAGGAAAAGAAAUUAUUUUGUAUGGAGGCUAUUUGGUCUCGCUUUUUCCCAGCGUAUGAUGAAAUCCGAAGUAUCAUCAAUUCUGGUAAGAUUGGUGAUAUCAAAUAUGUGUAUGCUGAUUUUGGUGUUAAUAAUCUGAUGUCAGUACAAAGAAUUGCUCAAAGGGACACUGGGGGCGGUGUUACCCUGGAUCUUGGGAUUUAUGUGAUACAACUUGCUGUAAUGAUAUAUGGAGACGAGAUUCCUGAGAUUACAACGAGGGGUUGGUUAACUCCUGAUGAAGGUGUCGAUGAGACUGCUGUCGUUAUUUUGAAAUACACAAACAAUCGAUUAGCGGUGCUUACGUGUCAUGGCAGAAUUGACACUAACAAGGCUGCAAGUAUUGUAGGUACCAACGGAUCAAUUGAAGUACUCUGUCCAUUUUAUGCCCCAACAAAGAUAAUGGUAAAUAGUAACACAGGUCAAGAUGUCAAAGAAUUUCCCCUACCAGAUCCACCAUCAAAGUUAAACUUUCGAAAUGGCAGUGGCAUGAGAUAUGAAGCUGAGGCAGUCAGGAAAUGUGUACUAGAAGGUAAACUAGAAUGUGAAAUUAUCACACACAAGGAAACUGAAACCAUAGCCGCUAUUCUUCAAAAGAUGCGACAUGAUCUGGGAUACAUACUGGAACAAGAUAGACAGCCCGUGGUGAUGGCGUCACAGUAACACUAUAUGGUUAUUUAAAUUUAGGGUAUAACAUCGCAAUGGAUAUAUGUAGAAGAUAUACCAAACACUUGCAAUUUUAUAGUCACGCAAUGUGCAUCUUACAACAGUAAAUUACGGUGCUAGUUUGUUUCAUAAUUACAUUGUUCUAUGUAUCCUUGAAUAGUGCAAGUACUCCUCCGCCUUUUA